This is a messenger RNA of Eleginops maclovinus (Patagonian blennie), 6295 nucleotides long. Its product is annotated as trichohyalin-like. The record is from RefSeq and is a predicted model, not a curated record. Lineage: Eukaryota; Metazoa; Chordata; Actinopteri; Perciformes; Eleginopidae. Gene Ontology annotation, molecular function: GTP binding.
UGUGUGGCACGAAUCGUCAUUUUGAAAUUCACUACGAAGGGUUUUCUUUCACAAUCAUGGCGAGUAAACUCUUCCUGUAACAGACACACAGGAACUAUAAAGAGGAAGAGGAAGAGAGAGGACGGAGAGGUGAUGGACACGACAAAUGAGAGCUUUAGCCCAGUCAUCGUCACGAACGGUGCUUACCCGGUACGAAGCACUGAGGAAGUACUUCUGCCUUUCUUCACAGAUGAGAGUCUGCUGGACGCCAUGGACUCACAACCCCCUUCUGCCUCCCACAGCGCCCCACCGGCUCUCCCAGAGCUCAGACUGGUCCUACUGGGCAGGAAAGGAGCUGGGAAAAGCGCGGCGGGCAACACCAUCCUAGGAAUUGCGGGUGGUUUCGAGAGCGGGAAGCCGACGGAGGAGUGUGUGAAAAGGCGAGCUGAUGUGGCGGGGAGGAAAGUCACAGUGGUGGACACCCCGGGGUGGGAGUGGUAUUACCCACUCAACAGCACCCCAAACUGGGUGAGGAGAGAGACUUUAAGAAGUGUCUCGCUUUGCCCGCCUGGACCACAUGCUGUGUUCCUGGUGGUGCGAUCCUGCGCCUCGGUUACAGAGGACUAUAUCAGGGAGAUAGAGGAGCAUCUAGAGCUGCUGGGAAAAGGAGUUUGGGAGCACACCAUGUUGUUAUUCACCAGAGGGGAUGAACUAGGUUUGGUUUCCAUGGAGCAGCGAAUCAUGACGAGCGGCCCGGCGCUGCAGCGGCUCCUCCAGAAGUGCAGGAACAGGUAUCAUGUUGUGAAUAACCGGAGCAAAGGAGAUGGGACUCAGGUGAAAGAACUAAUAAGGAAGCUGGAGGAGAUGGUGGCGAGGAAGAAGGUUGGAAGCAGUCAUUUGGAAAUGGAUAAUACAGUCCUGGUGGGUCUGGAAGCUGACGGGAAGAGGAGAGCGAGGGAGAGGAGGAAGAAACAGAGGCAGAUGGAGGUGCAGAUGCAGAGAGGGACUAUCAAAGCAGCUCUAACGAAUGAUGGUCCUCAGGGUUCAGAUCUGGACGCCCACCACUCGUUCUCCAAGGCUCCGAGACGUUUACCCGAGGUCAGGCUGGUUCUCCUGGGCGAGCGUGAAACAGGAAAGAGCUUCGCCGGGAACACCAUCCUGGGGAACAUGGACUUCUUUCAAGGCGGGGUUGUAACAGAGGAGUGCAUCCGUCAGCAAGCGGAGGUGGCCAUGCGGCUGGUGACGGUGGUGGACACUCCAGGCUGGGAGGGAGGCGUAGCGGGGGCCACACCUGAAAGAGUGAAGAGGGAGAUUGUCAGUAGUGUGGCCCUCUGUCCUCCAGGGCCUCACGCUCUCCUGCUGACUCUCAGGGUGGAUACACUAGUGAAGGCAGCACAUGUGAAGGAACAUCUGGAGCUUUUAGGUGAGGGUGUAUGGAGACAUACAAUACUGCUGUUCACACACGGGGAUCAGCUUCGGGAGGGGGUGGAUAUCGAGCAGCACAUCCAGGCUGGAGGCAGGGACCUCCAGUGGCUCCUGGAGAAGUGCCGGGGCAGGUACCAUGUUGUCAGCAGCGUAAAUGGAGGAGGGAAAGGAAAUGGAGACUCCAGUAAAGUGACGGAGCUUCUGCAGAAGGUGGAAAAGAUGGCCGCGAUGAACAGAUGUGAAGCUUUUUCCAGCCUGGUGCAAGACGUCCGGGAUCUGAGCCGGCAAAGGAACGAGAAGUUCAACCGGCACCUGAAGGAGAUGGGAGAUAAAAUGCUUCGUCAGGAGGAGGAGUUGAAAAAUAUGAGAGAGCGGGAGAUGAAAAGACUCAGGUGGUCUUUUGACUGGAAGAAAAAGGUGAAAUCGCCCGGAAAGGCCGGCGUUCUGAGGGAAGAGGAGGAGGAAGAGGACAGGAGGAUGUGCGAAAGGAAGAAUGAUAUCGGGGAUCUAGAGGAGAGGAUGCGAUGGCUGACAGAGGAUAAGGAGAAAGAAAUUCAAGACCUGAGCAUAGAAAAUGCGAGAAUCCGCGGAGCACUAAACCAGAGUCAAGGGGAAAGGGAAAAGGCCGUACUCAAAGUGGAGCUAAAAGAAAGAGAGAUCGAGGAGCUGACAGAAAGAAUUGAUGAGCAGCAGCAGAAGAUGCUCGACCUUGAGCGCGCCACUGUAGAAAAUGAACAUGAGAGAAAACAGUGGGAAGAUAGCAUUAAAGUGAAGGAGCAAGAAUGGAAGAAUGAGGUGGAGAAGUUGAAAGAAAACAUAGAGCUGCAGAAGAAAGAGACAGCAGAGUGGAUGGAAAAAGUGGCUUCUCUAAAAGCAGAAAUGGACAAUACUAAAAGACACCAUGAGGUUAUUCUCAAAAGGAAAGAACAGGAAAAGAAGAAAGACAUGGCAGAGAUGGAAGAAAGACUCAAACAAGAGAUGGAAAUAAAAGACAAAGAGCAGGAAGAACUGAGAAUGAAAGCUUCAGAGGAAAAGCAGGAAAUUCUCAAUCAUUUCAAGCACUGUGAAAAAGAAACAGAACGGACAGCUGAAGAAAUGAAAUCACAACACGAGAAAGACAUGGAGAGAAAAGUCAGUGAGAAAGAGACAGAGAUACAAGAAAUAAAACAGCAGCAUCAGGAAGCGAUUGCCAGAACAAUAUGUGAAAUAGAACAAAUGAUGGAGGCAAUGAAAGCUCAACACCAAGAAGAAGUUGAUCAGAGGUUGAAAAACAAUGCAGAAAAUAUGGAAAGGGUCAAACAACAGCAUGACAGAGUGAUAAAGGACAUGCAGGAAGAGAAACAAAGUAAGAUUGCAGAGCUGAAAGAGCAGUAUUCAAAGGGAACAGAGGAAAAGAUGCAGGCAAAAAAGAGAGAGAUAGCAGAGACUGAGCAAAAGUUUUUAGAACAAAUUGAAACAAAAAUACUACAAUAUGGAAACGAGAAGGAAAUGAUUCAUCUUACUUACCAAAAAGACAUGGCGAUGAUGAGGCAAGAGAGAGAAAAAGAGGUAGAAGUGAUACAAAUGCAGCAUGAGGAAGGAAUGGCAAGACAAAUGAAGGAAAUGGAACAACUGAUGGAGACGACAAGGGCUGAACACAAGGAGGAAGUGGAAAGAAAAGUGAAAGAGAAGAAAGAAGAAGUGGAAAGGCUCACACUAAAGUACAGUGAUAAAAUCAGUAUUAUGGAGCAAGAAAGACACACAGAGAUGAAGGAGUUGAAACAACAGUUUGCAGAAGAGAUUGAGAAACAAUUGCAGGAAAGACAAAGAGAGAUAAGAGAGCUGGAGCAACAGUUUUCCACCAAAACAGAAGAGAUGGUGUUAGAAAAUGGAAAAGAGAAGAAAGCGAUGAUUGAAAAUCAUGAGAAAUAUAUUCGGCAACAAAUGCAAGAGAACGACGGACUAGUGGAAGAGUUAAAACUUCAUCACAUGAAUGAAACCAAAGAGAAAAUGCAACAAAGUGACCAGGAAAGGAAAGAGAUGGAGCAAAGACUGGAGGAAAAACAAAAGGAGAUAGGGGAUAUCACACUGGUUGUCAAAGAAAUGAAGGAAAAGCUGCAAGAAAAGGAAGAGAACCAUUUCAAUUACAAGCAAGAAAUGGAACAGAAACUGGAGGAAGGAAAGAGGGAAACAGAAGGGAUCAAAGAACAUUUAAAAGACCUGGAGCAACAAUGGCAGCAGAAACAAGAGGACAGAGAGAAAGAUCAUUUAAAUCACCAGAAACAGAUGGAGCAAGAACUCCAGGAAAAAAAGAGGACGAUAGAAAAGUUGAAUCAGCAUAUGAAGGACAUUGACGAAAUCCUGCAGAAAAAAGACGAACAGAGAGGAGAGAUUAUUCUGAGUCAGAAGAAAGAGGCAGAGCAGCGACUGCAAGACAGAGAACGAGAGAUGGAGGAGACGAAACUCCAGCUUCUUAAUGACGUGGAGAACAAACUGAAGGAAAAGGAAACUGAGAUUGAACGUUUUAAACAGCAGGUCGAUUCCAAAGAGGCAAGAUGGAAGGAAGAGCAGAGGAAGAGGGACGAGAAAGCGGAGAAUGAAUUGAACCGACUGACAGAAAUCAUCGACAAGAAAACUGAUGAAAUAGCACAAGCCCAAUGUCUUCUGUCAGAGAAGGAAGAAAUUAAUGAGGAAAAAAAGAUAUGUGCCAAGUACUUAAAAGAAAUGGAAGAGCUGAAAGAAAUCAACCAAAACCAAGCCUCUAGUAUCAUUGAGAUACAGCAGUGUCAUGCAGAGCAGGAGCGGAAAAACGAAGCUGAAACGAUGGGAAAACUUCAGGAGAAAGAUGAAGAACUGACACAGAGAGACAGAGAAAACGAGACGGAAAUCAUCAAACUGAAGUCACUUAUCGAGCAGACAAAGUCAGAGCUGAAGGAGCUCACCGCCAAGAUGGAGAAGGAGAUGACAAGCAUGAUUCAGGGGUAUGAAAAGGAGAUUGCGAGAAGAAACGAGAGUGUAGAAAGUAUAGCGAAGGAGAGGGAUUACGCUAUAAGUCGCUCAGAGGAAGUCGCAGGGAAAUAUGAGGAAAGUCGGGGGAGGUUCGAGGAGCUGCAGGAGGAAAACGAGAAGCUGAGGAAAGACAUAGACAACCUCAAAAUAAAACACGAGGAGGAAGUUAGAAAACAUCUCGAAGGAUAUGAAGAGCAGGUGAAGAGCAUAGAAGAAGAAAUUGUUAAAAACAGAGAUCUGGAAGUCAAGGGGUUGAGGGAGGCAAAUGGCAACCUGCAAGUAGAGAUAGAAAGGAUGGGAGGGGAGGCAGAGAGACAGAUGAAAGAAAUGAGGGACUGUGUCGAGAAAGAAAGAGGGCUGAAAAUGAAGGAUGAGGAUUUCUUGAAAAGAGAAAAAGAAGUAGAGGAAAGGGAACAGGCUCUGAGGAGAAGUGAAGACGAGUUGAGGAAAAGAGGAUAUGAACUUGAUGCGAAAGAGGAAAGGCUUGCUGAAAAAGUGAAAGAGUUAGAAAGUAAGGAGGAAGAACUUAGUAAGAAGGAAGCAAGUGUAGAAAAAGAAAAAGAGGAAAAAGAUAGAUACGAGCAUGAUAUCCAGAAAAAGGAAAGGGAGCUGGACAUCUUGCUUCGAGCUCUGGAAGGCAAACAGAAAGAGCUGAACUUUCACGGUCAUGAUCUCCAGGAGAAGGUGAAAGGGAUGAAAGAUCAUGGGAAGGAGCUGAAAGACAAGGAGUACUACUUAAGAAACGAAGAGCAGGGGUUGCUCAACUGGAAGUCGGAGUUGCAGGUGCAAAACGAGACUGUAAACUCCACCACGCAGCAGCUGGAUGAGAUGCGGAAGGAGCUGGCUCUGCUGAAGGAAGAACUUCACAGCAAAGAGAGAACUUUGAAGGCGUCACUUAAGAAGCUGGGAAAAUGGGAACAGAACCUCAAAGAACGAGAGGAAGGGUUGUGCAGAAGAGAGAAUGGGGAAUAUUGUGACAAGGAUUGCUUCGAUGGGACAGAUGGGAUUGAGAGCUCCGAAGAUGACUUGCAUUUAAUGUACCGAGAGGUCAGCGAGAGAAGGGAAAGAGGAAGAGAGUCAGAUAAAGGAGGCAAGGAAAGGGAGGAUCAGAGGAGUAACUGUCACCUUGAAAUACUGGAAGAGAUAGAGACGACUGAGGAAAAGGAAGGGAUGAUAGAUAAAGCAGGAGAGAUGAAGGAAAAUAAAGGCAAAGGGGAUCUGGAAAGGGCAAAUGUUGCUCAAGAUUUACAGUUUUUAUCUCCAAGUCAGGGUCACAGACGCUCAAAAGAUCUGAGGGUGGUAGUGCUAGGGGAGUCCUGGUCGUCUCGUUCCCCAGCUGGCGUCUCUAUCCUGUGUGGAGAAGAAACCACACUUGGUGACUUGGCGACAUUCAGGUCCUGGAGAGGUCAGAUAGCCGGACGUGGACUUGCCGUCGCAGAACCCCUAGGUCUGAAGUGGCGAGACGGACCGGAUCCAACCAAUGUAACGCAAAGAAAAAGCAUCCUGGACAGCGCCUCCUGGUGUCCCCCCGGACCUCAAAUCGUCCUCCUGCUCAUGCCGGCCUUCCUCACUUGCACCCGGAAGUACAGCAGAGCAGUGGAGGAGCACAUGGGUUUGCUAGGGGAAGAUAUUUGGAAGCGCACACUGGUGUUGUUCACUUGGGGGGAAAUGUUAGGAGAGAGCGCAGAGCAGCUGAUACUGAGGAACGGGGAGCUGAUGAAGCUCGUGGAGCAAUGUGAGGGCAGGUAUCAUGUGCUGAGCAGCAAGAAAAACAACGCCAGGAUAGAGGGGUUGUUGGAGAAGAUGGAGGAUAUGGUGGCUUUAAAUAACUGUGAUGAGACUGUUUGAAAAUACCAUUGAGUGUUUCAUGUGAAUUAUUUAGAAUAAAGUGAAGGAAGAAGUA